This is a messenger RNA of Pyrus x bretschneideri (Chinese white pear), 895 nucleotides long. RefSeq names its product actin-depolymerizing factor 5-like. Gene Ontology annotation, cellular component: actin cytoskeleton; cytoplasm. The coding region runs from base 136 to 567 and encodes 143 amino acids. Gene Ontology annotation, biological process: actin filament depolymerization; actin filament bundle assembly. The transcript is spliced from 3 exons. Gene Ontology annotation, molecular function: actin filament binding. The record is from RefSeq and is a predicted model, not a curated record. Lineage: Eukaryota; Viridiplantae; Streptophyta; Magnoliopsida; Rosales; Rosaceae.
GCAUUUCAGCAAUCCUAUCUUUUUAUAAAGAGCGAGGCAAAGCAACACUUUGAGGACUCAGCCUUCAGAAUCUCAGCACAGCAGAGAGCACAAGCAAAAGCAAAAGCAAAAAUCCCCUUUCAAAUUUCAGCAACUAUGGCAAUGGCUUUCAAGAUGGCCACAACUGGGAUGUGGGUGACCGAUGAAUGCAAGAACUCAUUCAUGGAGAUGAAAUGGAAGAAGGUUCACAGAUACAUUGUUUUCAAGAUCGAUGAGGAAUCGAGGCUGGUGACCGUUGAUAAAGUUGGUGGGCCAGGGGAAAACUAUGAUGAUCUGGCAGCCUCCUUGCCCAAAGAUGAUUGCAGAUAUGCAGUCUUUGAUUUUGAUUUUGUCACUGUUGAUAACUGCAGGAAGAGCAAACUCUUCUUCAUUGCUUGGUCACCAAGUGAAUCAAGGAUUAGGGCCAAAAUACUAUAUGCAACCUCCAAAGCUGGGCUGAGGAGAGUUUUAGAUGGCAUCAGCUAUGAACUUCAGGCGACCGAUCCGACCGAGAUGGGGAUGGAUGUGAUCAAGGACAGGGCUAAAUAAUUGUGAUUAGAGCAACUUAAUCAUGUUCUGGAAUCCUACUUUAAAUUAAUAACUCCAGCCACAUGGGGUUUUUAGACCUGUUAAACGGGUCAUGUUUAUUGUUUUCGUAUCACACAUGUUAUGUUAAUGGAUCGUGUCAUGUCAAAUCUGUUAUCUUAACGGAUUCUUAACAGGUGACCCGAUAACGAUCUAACUCAUUAACAGGUCAAAUCAUUUCGUGUCGAGUUAAUAGGCCAUGUCUAGACCUUGCAAAUAGGUCAUGUUCGUAUCGUGUUUGUGUCAUAUUUGUUGAUAAUGGGUGACCUAGUAAUGAUCCAACUUGUUAACG